UCCGCAUCCUCUUCCGGGUCAGAGGUCGCCCGCGUCCCCGCCAAGAUGGCGAGCGGUGGCGGCGGUGGGGGGGUGUCGGUGCCUGCACUCUGGAGCGAAGUGAACCGUUACGGCCAGAACGGCGACUUUACGCGCGCUCUCAAAACCGUCAAUAAGAUACUGCAGAUCCACAAGGAUGAUGUCACUGCCCUACACUGUAAAGUGGUGUGCCUUAUCCAGAAUGGGAGUUUCAAGGAAGCCUUGAAUGUCAUCAAUACUCACACCAAAGUAUUAGCCAAUAACUCUCUUUCCUUUGAGAAGGCCUACUGUGAGUACAGGCUGAACAGAAUUGAGAAUGCCUUGAAGACAAUAGAAAGUGCCAACCAGCAAACAGACACUAAAGAGCUUUAUGGACAAGUGUUAUACCGGUUAGAACGCUAUGAUGAAUGUCUGGCUGUGUAUAGAGAUCUUGUCCGAAACUCCCAGGAUGAUUAUGAUGAGGAGAGAAAAACAAAUCUUUCAGCAGUUGUUGCAGCUCAAAGCAACUGGGAAAAAGUGGUUCCAGAGAACUUGGGUCUCCAAGAAGGCACACACGAACUGUGCUACAACACUGCAUGUGCACUGAUAGGACAAGGCCAGCUCAACCAGGCAAUGAAAAUCCUGCAAAAGGCUGAAGAUCUUUGCCGCCGUUCAUUUUCAGAAGACUCUGAUGGUGCUGAGGAGGACCCACAAGCAGAACUAGCCAUCAUUCAUGGGCAGAUGGCCUAUAUCCUGCAGCUUCAGGGUCGUACAGAGGAGGCACUGCAGCUUUACAAUCAGAUAAUCAAACUAAAACCAACGGAUGUGGCAUUGCUAGCUGUGAUUGCAAAUAACAUCAUUACCAUUAAUAAGGACCAAAAUGUCUUUGACUCCAAGAAGAAGGUGAAAUUAACCAAUGCAGAAGGAGUAGAGUUUAAGCUUUCCAAGAAACAGCUGCAAGCUAUAGAAUUUAACAAAGCUCUACUUGCUAUGUACACAAACCAGGCAGAACAAUGCAGAAAAAUAUCUACCAGUUUACAGUCCCAGAGUCCUCAGCAUCUUCUUCCUGUGUUAAUCCAAGCUGCCCAGCUCUGCCGUGAAAAGCAGCACACAAAAGCAAUAGAACUUCUUCAGGAAUUUUCAGAUCAGCAUCCAGAAAAUGCUGCUGAAAUUAAGCUGACCAUGGCACAGCUGAAAAUUUCCCAAGCAUGUCUAAUAUUGAGAAGCAUAGAAGAGUUAAAGCAUAAACCAGGCAUGGUGUCUGCAUUAGUGACCAUGUAUAGCCAUGAGGAAGACAUUGACAGUGCCAUCGAGGUCUUCACACAAGCUAUCCAGUGGUAUCAAAGCCAUCAGCCCAAGUCUCCUGCUCAUUUGUCCUUGAUAAGAGAAGCUGCAAACUUCAAACUCAAAUAUGGGCGGAAGAAGGAGGCAGUUAGUGACCUAGAACAGCUGUGGAAACAAAAUCCAAAAGAUAUUCACACCCUGGCACAGCUUAUUUCUGCUUACUCCCUCGUAGAUCCUGAGAAAGCAAAAGCUCUUAGUAAACACUUGCCCUCCUCGGAUAGCAUGUCUCUGAAAGUGGAUGUUGAUGCUCUUGAAAAUUCUCCUGGUGCUACGUAUGUUCGGAAGAAAGGCGGAAAAGUUGCUGGAGAUAAUCAACCAAAGGAACACGGACAGGGAGAUUUGAAAAAAAAGAAGAAAAAAAAGAAGGGGAAACUGCCUAAGAAUUAUGACCCAAAAGUGACCCCAGAUCCAGAAAGAUGGCUCCCAAUGCGUGAACGCUCUUACUACCGGGGACGAAAGAAGGGUAAAAAGAAGGAUCAGAUUGGCAAAGGGACCCAGGGAGCAUCUGCAGGAGCAUCAUCUGAACUGGAUGCCAGUAAAACUGUGAGCAGCCCCCCCACCUCCCCAAGACCUGGCAGUGCAGCAGCAGCAUCCACAUCUACAAGUAACAUCAUACCCCCAAGACACCAGAAACCAGCAGGGGCUCCAGCAACAAAGAAGAAACAGCCACAGAAAAAGAAGAGAGGUGGGAGAGGCGGCUGGUGAGGAGCGCAGCCUUGUGGCAGACGGCUUUCAGACUGUCCUCAGUGACACUAGGAGCACGAUAAAGGCGACACAGCAAGAAGUACAGAGCUGCUCCCUCUCCCAUCCCCACAUUUUUGCGUGAUUGUUUCCUUGUGCAUCAAACAGGGAAGCCUAUUCCUUAGACUCGGCCAGGCCAGACCUGGCGCUCAUAAUGCCUGCUCGUGCAGAUGAGGACGCUGGACAGCUGCCCCCUUGCUGCUGUCUCCUUUCUUUCUAGUGGCCUGGUGUUUCUUUCAGUUUCACAAAUAAGGCAUGUGAUUCAGGGUUUCCUAGGAUAUAAACAGAAACUACUUCUGUUUGAACUAGAGUCCGAAGAUACUUGUUCUGUCAAAUCUUGCUUUAAGUUAUGUCUUAGGAGGCUGUAGGAGCCUGCAAGUGGAGUCUUCUGAGCAUUCCAAAUACCUGCCUAGAAGCAGCAUGGGAGGAAAAGGGCCCUUAGGGUACCCAGUGUUUGCACUUCAUCACAUGAGGGGCCACAGGAAAUAAUCAUAAAGUCUCCAUUAUUCUGACUGUAAAUCUGUCAUGUGAUCCUGGAAUGUGGGGUGCUAAUAUAUAUAGAAUAUAUAUAGGAAUGGAAACUGUGUAUAUACACAUAUACACACACAUAUAUAAAUUAGAACUUCUGGAGUUCCCUUUGUGGCUCAGCGGUAACAAACCCAACUAGUGGCCAUGAGGUUAUGAGUUUGAUCCCUGGCCUCACUCAAUGAGUUAGGGAUCCAGUGUUGCUGUGAGCUGUGGUGUAGGUCGUGGAUGCACCUCAGAUCCUGUGUUACUGUGGCUGUGGUGUAGGCCGGCAGCUAUAGAAGAACUUCUUUGUGCCCCCAUGUCAUUUUCAAAUUAUUAUGUUGAUUUAUUAACAAUCUCAAAGGAAAUGUAUCAGUGUUGCAAGAAGUUGUCUCUUAGACCCAGUGUUCUGAGGUCAGAUGGAUUUGGAUUUUGUCACUCAGAAAGCUUUCAGUGGCCCCUACCACAAACAUGAAUGUUGACUUCCUACAUAAGAGGGAAUCGGCCUCAGAGUACAGGAUUAAAACUGAGCCCAACUGUUUGGCCCAGUUAAUAGGUCUCAAAUGACUCCUCUUUCUCAUGGGGCUGUGACCACCACUCACUGCCCUUCUCAGAGUCAUGCAGUCUUUUAGUCAGGCUGUGGUCUCCGGGUCUCUGGUCUUGCCUUGCUUACAAGUCGCUUUCCCAUUGAACAGGCAUGAGGCAGACGCCCUGGACGCCCACUCUUGUUCGUAUUCAUUUUAUGCUGCCCAGGCUGGUGCUCGGUGUCAGCUUAGGACUGUUUCCUUGUGUUCAUACUGCUCUGUCUGUCCUUGUUAAUAAAGUGCUGCUGUGUUUGAACAUAUCUACUGAAAAAUUCUUCAGAGAGUUUUUUAAAAGGCUUUCCUCCUUUACCCAAGGAAGAAGUGUGGCGCUGCCUGUUUAGCGUGAUCAGAAUGUGGUGGCAUAGAGAACAAGAGACCUUGGCAUUAUGAAUGACUUACUGUGUCAUUUUACUUUCUGGGCUCUCAGAAUAGUCUUUUCGUAAGAGUGACAGAUUCCUUUUCAUGAGUAUAUACCCCAUUACAAAAAUAAUUGUUAAUUUAUGACUUGGAUUCCAUUAAAUUUCUGUGGUGAAGAA
Sus scrofa (pig) is the source of this 3709-nucleotide messenger RNA. The record is from RefSeq and is a predicted model, not a curated record. Lineage: Eukaryota; Metazoa; Chordata; Mammalia; Artiodactyla; Suidae.